This is a messenger RNA of Cladocopium goreaui, 1396 nucleotides long. The record is from the annotation of a GenBank genome assembly. Lineage: Eukaryota; Dinophyceae; Suessiales; Symbiodiniaceae.
AACUUUGUAAAGUCCUGAAAAAUUCUGCAUGCCGCUUCAAUGAAGCGCUUGGCAAGCAGAUGUGCUACACUGCGCCACGUAAACCGGCAGGUCCGCGAUGGCCGCCUUGCAUUUAGGCCGUUUUCGUGUGCGACAACUUUUUCGGCGGUGCGAACAUCGCACAGUUUCACUCCUCGUUCACUGAUGCCUGGCACAGUAGAGGUGUCCAAGCAGCGAUUUGAAGAGCUUUUGGAGUCUGAGAUGGUGCAUUUCGCACGGGCUCUACGGCCACAUCCCAUGACACUUCAACAAAUCCUGCAUCUCACGGAUCCCGCUGCCCUGCGGACCUUUCUUUUGGAGGAGCUGCCAAUUCGGUAUGCUCGACGUGUUCAGCUGGUUGAGUCUCUGCCCAACUGGAAAAGCUACCCCUCUAUGCGGAUGAUUCGUUCAUUGUAUGCCGAAGCUUUCCGUCGCCUUCGAGCUUUGACUCAAGACGACAAUGAGGACACCUUUCGAAGGACACUUCAGGAUAUCAAGAGGAAGAAUGCCAACAUGCUGUUUCAUGUCGUCAGGGGUGCCCGUGCAGUGCGGACGAACAAGUCUUUCACUGACGACCAGGUGAAUAGAUUUCUGGACGAGUUUUUGACUGCCCGUAUUGGGACAGACAUCCUGUCUUCGCAGUACCUGUCGAUUACAAGGCCUGAUUCGCCGACUUCAAUUAUCAAUCCAGAGUGUGAUCCGGUUACCGUUGUGCGAGCCGCUGCUAAUGAUGCAGCCACACUUUGCAGGCAUCACUAUGGCUGGAGCCCGCCAAUUGAUAUUGUAGACGUCGGGCAGGUUCGUUUUCCCUUUAUCUCCCAGUACUUGAACUACAUAAUGUUCGAGUUGCUAAAGAAUUCGUUGCGAGCCGUUGUAGAGAGGUAUGGCUCGAGGCAAGCUGCCGAGGCAUACCCCAUUCGCGUUGUGAUUUGUGGAGAUCAAGACACCGUUGUGCUGCGCGUGUCAGACUGUGGAGGAGGUAUCCCCUUGGCUGAUAUGGAUCAGGUAUGGUCCUACAUGUUCACCACCGCGAAACCAGCCUGCGAGGAGGUGGCAGCUGCAAAUUCAGCAAGCAGUGAGAGCGACGAUGAGGAUUCUGACGAUGAUGGAGUGGCGCCGUUGGCUGGUUUUGGCUGUGGCUUGCCAUUGAGCAGGAACUAUGCGUGCUAUGUCGGUGGAUGGCUGGAACUGAAUUCCAUUCCAGAGUUUGGAACAGAUGCGUAUCUGUACCUGAAUCGCUCGGGGAACGGGCAGGAAGCCUUGAGAACUGACAUUGCUGAAUUGCCAGUGCCAGAGUCGCUGCUGGCAAACGGCAACUCUUGCGAUGCUGGUGGUGGGGCACCGCUAGCUGCAGAAUUGUGACGAACAAAAAGUGAAA